AUGCUCGAUCUUCCUCACUUUGUCUCACAUGUCCUCACAUUCUUUGCCACAUCUGAUGGGAUUGUUAAUGAAAACCUCAUUGAACAUUUCUCCAAUGAGGUCCAGGCCGCUGAGGCCCUGUGCUCUUACAGCUUCCAAAUCAUGAUGGAGAAUAUUCACUCAGAGACCUACUCACUCCUCAUCGACACUUACAUCAAGGACCCCCAGCAACACGAAUACCUGUUUGACGCCAUGGAGACUAUUCCAUGUGUCAAGUGCAAAGCUGACUGGGCAAUCCAGUGGAUCUCUGAUCAAUGUGCCACCUUCGCUGAGCACUUGGUUGCCUUUGCUGCCGUCAAAGGCAUCUUCUUCUCCGGUUCCUUCGUGUCCAUCUUCUGGCUCAAGAAGCACUCGGAGACCUACUCACUCCUCAUCGACACUUACAUCAAGGACCCCCCAAUGCACCCUGACACUGUCAAGUGUAUUAUUACUCAGGCUGUUACCAUCGAGCAGGAGUUCCUGAUGGAUGCUCUCCCUGUUGGCCUCGUUGGUAUGAACACCGAGCUCAUGUGCCAGUACAUCGAGUUCAUUGCAGAUCGUUUUCUGGGCCAUGAUGAGGGUAUGCACACUGACUUUGCAUGCGUGCUCUUUAGCCACCUCAAACAUCGUCCACACCCUGACACUGUCAAGUGUAUCAUUACUCAGGCUGUUACCAUCUGA
This is a messenger RNA of Suillus paluster, 699 nucleotides long. Its product is annotated as ferritin-like superfamily. Lineage: Eukaryota; Fungi; Basidiomycota; Agaricomycetes; Boletales; Suillaceae. The transcript is spliced from 2 exons. Gene Ontology annotation, molecular function: oxidoreductase activity. Bases 1 to 699 code for a protein of 232 amino acids. Gene Ontology annotation, biological process: deoxyribonucleotide biosynthetic process. The record is from RefSeq and is a predicted model, not a curated record.